AUGCUGAGAAAUAUCGCCUGCAGGGCCGGAGGUCGCCUCCUCAGCCCUUCGGCUACGCCAGCAUGGCGAGCCGCUUCCGCCCGCCGCGCCAUGGCUCUCGGUGGCCAAAAGACGAGAUACACCACGAGCUCCACGUCUGCUCCCCCGACUCGAGCGAUAACUUCCUUUCCGGAAGCGCUGCGAGCUAUAUCGAUGAGAUGCCUUCACGCCACCCCCAACCUGGUCCCCAGCGCCACCGGCGGUGUCCCCAGCUUGACGCCCGGCACCGCCUCUGGCGGCCAGAACAGCGAGGUGAUGAAGCAUCUCAAGGUUCAGCUCCUGUGCCGCGCCUACCAGGCCCGUGGUCACCACAAGGCCAACGUUGAUCCCCUCGGCAUUCGUAACUCUUCCAAGGGCUUUGGUAAUGUCAAGCCCCGCGAACUGACCCUCGAGUGGUACAACUUCACCGAGAAAGACUUGGAUUCCGAGUUCGAGCUUGGACCUGGUAUCCUUCCCCGUUUCAAGACUCCCGAGCGCCAGAAGAUGACGCUCCGCGAAAUCAUCUCCACCCUCGAGACCAGCUACUCCGGCUCGUAUGGUGUCGAGUUCAUCCACAUUCCCAACCGCACCCGAUGCGACUGGCUUCGCCAGCGUCUCGAGGUUCCCCAACCUUUCAAGUACUCCAUUGACGAGAAGCGCCGCAUCCUCGACCGCUUGAUCUGGAGUUCCAGCUUCGAGUCUUUCCUUGCCAGCAAGUACCCCAACGACAAGCGAUUCGGUCUCGAGGGCUGCGAAACCCUUGUCCCCGGUAUGAAGGCUCUCAUUGACCGCAGCGUCGACUAUGGUGUCAAGGACAUCGUCAUCGGUAUGCCCCAUCGUGGUCGUCUCAAUGUCCUGUCCAACGUCGUUCGCAAGCCCAACGAGUCCAUCUUCAGCGAGUUUGCCGGUACUCAGGACCCCGACGAUGGUUCGGGCGAUGUCAAGUACCAUCUCGGUAUGAACUUCGAGAGGCCUACCCCUUCGGGCAAGCGCGUCCAGCUUUCUCUCGUCGCCAACCCUUCCCAUCUUGAAGCCGAGGACCCCGUUGUGCUUGGAAAGACCCGCGCUAUCCAGCACUACAACAACGAUGAGAAGGACCACAAGACUGCCAUGUCCGUCCUUCUUCACGGUGAUGCCGCCUUCGCUGCCCAGGGUGUCGUCUACGAGUGUCUCGGAUUCCACUCUCUCCCCGCCUUCUCCACCGGUGGUACCAUCCACUUGGUCGUCAACAACCAAAUCGGUUUCACCACCGAUCCCCGUUUCGCCCGAUCCACCGCCUACUGUACCGAUAUUGCCAAGGCCAUCGACGCCCCCGUCUUCCACGUCAACGCCGACGAUGCCGAGGCCGUCACCUUUGUCUGCCAGCUUGCUGCCGACUGGCGUGCCGAGUUCCAACAUGACGUCGUCAUCGACCUCAUCUGCUACCGAAAGCACGGCCACAACGAGACCGACCAGCCUUCCUUCACCCAGCCCCUCAUGUACAAGCGCAUCAAGGACCACGAGCCCCAGAUCGCCAUCUACGUCGACAAGCUCCUCCGCGAGGGUACUUUCACCAAGGAGGACAUUGAGGAGCACAAGAGCUGGGUCUGGAAGAUGUUGCAAGACAGCUUCAACCGAUCCAAAGACUACCAGCCCACCUCCAAGGAAUGGACGACCUCGGCCUGGAACGGCUUCAAGUCUCCCAAGGAGCUUGCCACCGAAGUCUUGCCUCACAACCCCACCGGCGUUGAUGAGCAGACUCUGAAGCACAUUGGUGAGGUCGUCGGUUCUUUCCCUGAUGGCUUCAACGUCCACAACAACCUGAAGCGUAUCCUCAAGAACCGCUCCAAGUCCGUCCUCGAUGGCAGCAAGACCAUUGACUUCCCCACCGCCGAGGCUCUUGCCUUUGGCUCGCUUGUUACCGAAGGCCACCACGUCCGCGUUUCCGGUCAGGAUGUCGAGCGAGGUACCUUCUCCCAGCGUCACGCCGUCUUCCACGACCAGGAGACCGAGGACACCUAUACUCCCCUUCAGAACAUCAGCAAGGACCAGGGCAAGUUUGUCAUCUCCAACUCGUCUCUGAGCGAGUUCGGCGCCCUCGGCUUCGAGUACGGCUACUCCCUGUCGUCGCCCAAUGCUCUCGUGAUGUGGGAGGCCCAGUUCGGUGACUUUGCCAACAACGCUCAGUGCAUCAUUGACCAGUUCAUCGCCUCUGGUGAGGUCAAGUGGAUGCAGCGCACCGGUCUCGUCAUGUCCCUACCUCACGGUUACGACGGACAGGGACCCGAGCACUCGUCCGGACGUAUCGAGCGUUACCUCCAGCUCUGUAACGAAGAUCCCCGCAUCUUCCCCUCGGAGGAGAAGCUCGCCCGCCAGCACCAGGACUGCAACAUGCAGGUCGUCUACAUGACCGAGCCUUCCAACUUGUUCCACGUUCUCCGCCGACAGAUGCACAGGCAGUUCCGCAAGCCCCUUGUCAUCUUCUUCUCCAAGGCUCUCCUGCGUCAUCCUCUUGCCCGCUCCUCUAUUGAUGAGUUCACCGGCGAGACUGGCUUCCGCUGGAUCAUUGAGGACCCCGAGCACAAGACUGGCAACAUCAAGGGUGCUGAGGAGAUUGACCGUGUCAUCCUCUGCACUGGCCAGGUCUACGCCGCGCUCCACAAGUACCGUGCUGACAACAAGAUCGAUAACGUGGCCCUGACCCGUAUCGAGCAGCUCAACCCCUUCCCCUGGCAGCAGCUCAAGGAUAACCUCGACAUGUACCCCAACGCCAAGACCGUCGUCUGGGCCCAGGAAGAGCCUUUGAACGCUGGUGCGUGGAGCUUCACCCAGCCCCGCAUCGAGACCCUCCUCAACCACACCAAGCACCACGACAGGAAACACGUCAUGUACGCCGGCCGUGGCCCCAGCGCUUCGGUCGCCACCGGCAUGAAGGCGGUGCACACCAGCGAGGAGGCCGAGUUCCUCGAAAUGGCCUUCAACGUCAAGCAGGACAAGCUCAAGGGCGAGGCUUAA
Messenger RNA from Parascedosporium putredinis, 3012 nucleotides. NCBI's taxonomy places the organism in Eukaryota, Fungi, Ascomycota, Sordariomycetes, Microascales, Microascaceae. The record is from the annotation of a GenBank genome assembly.